CAAAUGUAAACUAGGUAAAUAACUGUCCAUAACUUAACCUGUUAUUCAGUAUUGUUGUGGUUUAAAUGUCAUGAUUGUUUUAUCAGCUGUAUUUGUUUCUGUCUGGAUUUAGGUUAUGGAGGGCCUCUUCCAUCUUUAUGCCAACGAGCUCCACCUCGGGAACACCAUCUACAUUUUAAAUUAUUUCACAGCAGGAAUCAUACUUUUUGGAAAGCGAGACCAACGCAGUCGGCACAGCUUGUCAAGGACCAACUUAGAGAAAUACAAAGCGAUCAUCUCCUUUGUAAAUGUUGGUGGAGUGCACUGGAAGUUACUGUUCAUAUUUCCAGAAAUCAGCUCUGUGUUUUUGGUGGAUCUUAUGGCAAAUAAAUUAGAGGAAGCAGAGUCUGCACAUGAUGCAAAAAGACUACGGGAUUACUUAAAGAUGAGAGCCAUAUGCUAUGGCAGGGAUGACUGGGGUGCUGUCAGAUGGAAAGGAUCAACCAUGCACCAUCCAUUUCAACGCGAUAGCAGCAGUUGUGGGGUCAUUGUCACCAAGAUGGCAAAGGCCCUGAUGGAGGCCUUUCCGGCAUUGCCAGUUAUGUCCUUUGGGACAUCCAAGAAGGAGAUGGCAUUUGAGAGGACAAAGCUUGCACUAUCUUUACUCAGUGGUUCAGUGUUUGACAUGGACGACCACUGUGCUAUGUGCUCGACCUCAAAGCCCCCAGGAUCAGGGCCUCCAACUACUGACUGGAAACAGUGUGACACAUGCGAAAGAUGGUACCAUGAGCAGUGCCUAGCCAUGGAUGAAGAAAAACUCCAAAAUGCAAGAUUGAACGAUUGGGAUUGUGCUCUUUGCAUUUAGAAAAUAAAAAACUUCAAAUUUGAAGAAAAAAGAAAGAUGUAUAUAGUUGUUGGUGUUCAGAGUCUUUGUAAUUUCAUAUGUAUGUUCUUUGAAAAUGUUAAUGUUGAGAAGAGAAGAAAUGUAAAAGCAAUGUCAAUAGUAAUUUUGUAUUCGUGACUGAUUAUUAAUAUUUGAAAAAUGCUUGUAUGUGUGUUUAUUGCAAAGUAUUAAAAGUGCAACAUGUA
Molecule: messenger RNA, 1068 nt
Organism: Labrus mixtus (cuckoo wrasse)
Lineage: Eukaryota; Metazoa; Chordata; Actinopteri; Labriformes; Labridae
Exons: 7
Coding region: 116-844 (242 amino acids)
Biological process (GO): proteolysis
Molecular function (GO): cysteine-type peptidase activity
Source: RefSeq, a predicted model, not a curated record